This is a messenger RNA of Schistosoma haematobium, 20874 nucleotides long. RefSeq names its product enhancer of mRNA decapping 4, variant 2 (gene EDC4). Gene Ontology annotation, biological process: deadenylation-independent decapping of nuclear-transcribed mRNA. The transcript has 20 exons. Gene Ontology annotation, molecular function: protein binding. The coding region runs from base 16478 to 18475 and encodes 665 amino acids. The record is from RefSeq and is a predicted model, not a curated record. Gene Ontology annotation, cellular component: P-body. NCBI's taxonomy places the organism in Eukaryota, Metazoa, Platyhelminthes, Trematoda, Strigeidida, Schistosomatidae.
CACAGAAACAUCCAACCUUGAAUAUACGACCCUGGGAUAUUUCUUGUAAUCCAAAGAUGACGGUGAUUGAGGAAAUAAAAUUCUCCGGAAAUGAUGAGGAAAAUAUUAGGGAAAUAUGUUCAUCACAUGUGCGCGUAUAUCCUAGUGCUAAAAGUGCUCUGGACUGUAGGGAUGUUUCGGCCAGCUGCAAGAUUAGCAUUCAACCAGCUGUUAAAUACUUUUGGGAAUAUCAGUAUUAUGUAACACGUCUCAUUGCACGUCAUCACGCAAGUUCACUGAUUGCCUAUGCAAUUAAACAUGUUAAAAAAACAGACUCUGACGAAGAUAUACAUGUAGGUAUGGUGCGGUUGCUGAAUACAGAGACGGGAAAGAAGUUGCUCUUGCGUUCUUUCACGGACCGUAUCACGUACAUUGAUUUUGCACUCCGCAGCGAGGCUCUUUUAGGCAUCCUUGACCACUCUGGAGCAGUUAGUGUUUUUAAAAUUGAUCAAGGGUUGGGUUCUGAAGACCCAAUGACUUCGUCGUUAUUCUUCUCCUUAAAUCCACCAGAAAAUUUUGUUCCUUUGGAUAUUUCUUCACUCGUGUGGUGUCCGUGGUUGCAUGGGUCCAAAACUGCACUCCCACUUGCAAAUGAUAUCCAUGAUGAUGUAUUUGUCCCACCACAUGACCCAAGCCUUCUGUUAGCAUAUUCUGCUCAUCAUAAGGUAAAAGUUAUAAAUGUGGGUUUAGUUGUUGAACUUCUUCAGAAUCACUUUUCACAAGAUGUUCAGUCGGAAGUAUCAACGUCUUGGAGUGAAAAACAACUUAUUGAUGCCAUAGAAGGAUGUACAGCAGAUUCAUUAUAUUAUGCUGAGUUAUCGGAUCAUUCUGAUGCGAUUACUGCUUUGUCAUUAAGUCGUGAUGCUACUUGUUUGGGUUCUGCCAGUCUGGACGGUAAAGUUUGUAUAUAUUCCUUAGUUAGUCGAAUGGCUGGCAAUAUGAAGUAUAAACUGAGGCCAAUUCAUGUAUUUUCUCCUCAUGGUGGACUACCAUUGUAUGCUUUAAUAUUUCUGGACAACGUGUUGCAUAAUGAUGAAAGUAUAACAUGGAGUUAUCUUUUAACCGGUGCAGAGUCUAAUCGUGAAAUACGUCUUUGGUCAUGUUACGAUUGGUCCUGUCUACAAGUUAUACAGUUUUGUUCUGUGAUACCCAGUACAGAUUUACUAAAAUCUUUAAAUAUUUCAUUAUCGAAAUCGAGCAUAAUAUUAGCUGUUGAUCAAUCCGCCUCUUUUCUAAUUGCCACUGAUGUAACACGAAGAGUACUGUAUACACUUGAAUUGGCCGUUGUAAAAGAUGUUCUUGUUUCAAGUGAUAACGAAAGGUCGUUGUCCUCUUCAUCGUCAUCAAUGUUAUCAGUAUCGAAGAAGAUAUGCUGUUUCAUUUCUAUUGGAGAAUUUCUAUUGACAACACCGUGUCUGUUGUUUGCUUUAGGUCCUUCUUCAAGGAAAGCUAAAACUGGUGUAGGUUAGUGCGUAUCCAUAUGAGAAUUAUGUCGUAUAAAUAGUAGUUAAUCUUUUUUGUCUUUUUUCUUGGAAGAAAACUUAUUCAGUCACCCCAUAGUUAUAUUGGAUUACUGUUUGUUCUGACAACUAAAGUAAUUAGUCAGUUAAAUGUCCCUGUCUAAUAUGAAUUUUGUACAUAAACUUAUCCCCUACAAAGCAGAACAAUCUACUCUCUCUAUUCUUAUUACAAUUAACUGGUCAUUGAGUAGUUAUCAAUGUUAUGUUUGUCUUAUCUUUUAGUGCUGAUCAAAUUGUGUCGAUUAAGUCGCAGUGUAGCCACUAGUUUAAAUUACUCAACAUAGUGUGCAUUAUGUUGAGAUAUUAGGUGUUUGAUCGUACUAAACAUAAUACUGCAGAUCACCAAAUUUCGUUCACAAUACUAACGAGUGCCAACAUCCAAGAAAUGUAUCACAGAAUUCCCUGCUGAUUACCUCUAACCGCUUAACUUAUCCUAAUUAAACUGAAAAUUGAAAAUCUCAAUGUUUACCUGUCAUUCGACAGAUGAUGACCUGUCCUGUCACACUGGUGAACUAGUCGACAAUCGCAACCUUAAUUGGGCAAUAAAGCAUGAUAUUUCAAGCCACAACAGAUUAAAGAUCACAAGAGAAAACACAAUUGUGUUGAUAUUCGUUUAAUUUUUGUUACACGAUUACUCAUUCCACAGUUAGUUGGCUCUAAAAAUUCUAUAUAGUUAACCAUCUUUAGGAUGGUUGCGAUCAAUAAUGGGUAAUAAAAGUAGAAAAUUUUGACUUAAAGCACGUCAGUAUUGCAUAACGGCUAGUUGAUAUUCAUACUUGUUAAUAAGAGAUUAGAUGAAAAAGGUCAGUGGGGCUGUUAUGGAAGAAAUUGCAUCGGUGAUCUAAUACCAGAGCAGGUGUUGGAAACAAGUAAUGGUUCAGCUGAGUGAGCGAUCCAAUUAAUUCAUAGCUAUAGAGUACAAGUUACACAAAAUCCGAUUGGCACCUAAAUAUGACACCAAUACAUCACUGCUUCAAAUGUAAUUAAAGUUUACGAACCUAAAACAGUGGUCUUGAGUGCUGUGAGAGGCAUGAGGGCGGUUAUCACUUUCCGGUUGCCCACACCGUGGAAGGGUUCUUCUAGGGGUACCUGGAAAGGGAAAUGGUCUAGAGGUGGUCUUAGUGACCUGAUGGCGUGACCUCAGUGCCCAGGGGACAACUGUUUGUGGCCGAUCACAUACGACCUUUCUGUGAGUAAUUUUCAUGUCCGCUCCGUACUUGAUGAGGCCUAACUGCCGGAGACGAAAGUCCGUGAGAUAAGGCAACGUGUACAUUUUUGGGGUCAACUUUUUCUAACCCGCGCAUUGUUGACUAGUGUUGGAGACGGUUGGAAGAAAGUUAUGGGCGGCCAAACCAAAACGUGGCAUUAGUCCAUACAGUAAUUAACUUCCGGUGUGAGCCAUGUUGGUACAUGCAAACUGCUCGGUUGGGGGUCCGCGUGACUAUGGUAACCAAUGGUUGGAGACUCUUGGUGACAUGGUUCAGAAUUGAUCACAAUAAUGUAAGUGUAUACACUCUUUAUCUUUCCUUAAACUGUGAGAUAAAAAUGACCUUAUUCCUCUCUUUCUACGAACUAAUUCUUUCUCCCUGUAUCAUAUUCUUAUGUGCAAUCUUUCUUUCAUAUAUUACUAUCAUUGAAGUAACCACUAUCAAUUUGGUGUUCAUUUUGUUGUGCUAACGAGUUGUGGCAACUUGGACCGAUGUAUAUAUGUGCCUGGUUCUACGUUGUAGCUGACUUACUGACAAACCUGAAACAAUACAAGAACUCUUGACAGAAAUCACACUAGUUGAACAAACUCAAUAGAUAGUGACUAAAAUACACAGCAAUGUAAAUUAUUUCCCUUAAACUGAUCUCUAUAGUCAAUCAUUGCUUCUGUUAAUUGAAUAUUGUCACUUUUUUUGGCGCGUUUUGACUUUCUUGCUUUCUCUAUCUUGUUGCGUAAUUUGACUAGUAGUAUUUAUUGUGGAUUAUUAUUGAUAAGUUUCAAAAUAGGAUUAAACAGUCAAUCUGUGUGCGCUUUCACUAUAAUAUCACAGCAACUGUUUGAAUGAUCGUUCCCAAAACAACUAAUUGGUUAUUGCUUUGUACUGUUUGGUUUUUACUGAUUGAGUUAUACAUAAUUCAAGUUGAUUUAUUCCUUUAUUCAUUUGUGCCAGUUGUUUUCAUCGUUCUCUGUUUAACUGAAAAUAAUGUCAAUAUGUAUUUGUUAUUAUUAUUUAGCUUACUGCACAGUAGUUCUUUGCAUUUUUCUUUAUGAGUUAUGAAAUAUGACGGUUAUUUAUUUAUUUAAGCACAAAAGCAUUAGUACAAGGAGGCACCAAAUAGAUAUGCGUCACGUAAAUCAUUCCAUUUAUGUGGGAGCUGGGACGCUGCUCGGGCUCCCAAACCGAGUUAGGGGGUUCUCUUAGGGGGCCACACCCCGAGUCUUUCAUCUAAAGGUCUAAUCCACAAGGCAAUGGGGCAACGUCAGGAGACGCAGUCCCAUGGUAGCCGGUGAUCAACGAUUGGUUCAUACGCUAUUUGUUUCACUAGGAUCCUGGAGUCCAUGUGCACCAGUGGCUUGAAGUGAGGAUUUUCCAACUCUUCUAUGUGGAUUUUCCGUGUCCGCCAACCCGGUUAAACUGCCGGACAUUCGCUUUUUGUGCUAUCAGUUUCGUAAACUACACUCUCACCGCGAAAAGGCAGUGGGUAGGGCUUUCCUGGCAGUGGUUGUAUGCACGUGACCAUGUGAGAGCGUUUGAAGAGGGUGAGCUGACACUCCCCACUCUCGGCCGUACCAGGGUAUUUGGGGGCCGUUAAGAUUAGAAGACAUUCGUAGGCUACUGGUGUUUAGUUACAAUUAUUUAUCUGUAAAGCUUUAGAUAUAUAUCCUGUAACUACCGAAUAAUCAAGGUAAUGAUUGGAAAUCUGUUAAUGACUUUGUGGUUUUUCAUCCACUGAGACGUUUGAGACAUGUAUCACGUAUUCUCAGUCAAAAUCUACCUCGACUCCAAUUCUAACUGAUAUAGGAGUUAGUUAAACGAAUGUUUGGAGUGGGGAAACUGAGAUACAGUAUUCGUUGAUCAAUUAUAUUGGAUUCAGUCAUGUUGGUAGAUAUAGAGUCCUUAUAAUUGUUGUAGGCAUUGGUUAAUGAUCCGGGUACAUUCUAUCUUUAUUUCCUCUUAAAUCAUGAGUCUCUAAAUCUAUUUACACUAUUCUUUCUUCAAUCUUAACCCAAUGUUUUCUACUAUUACUACUGAUACUGUUAUUAUUUUUAUUACUCUGGGAUUUGUCUUAAUAAUUUCUUCUUACUAUAUGUAUUAUGUUUUGGCAAAUUGAAUUAAUGCACACCACGUUCUACAUUGUUGAUCGAUUAUUCAUCUUAUCAUGGUUGUUAUUCUUUUCAAUUUCAUUUCACUUCAAUAGAUCCCCUUUCGAUCAAAGAGAAAAUCGGUUCACACAAAGUUUUAAUGGAUCAAAUAUGUUUGGAUAUACAUAUCAUUCAUAAUCGAAAUUUAUUAAAUGGUACAAUUCGAUUUGAUCUGCCUUAUCGAUCUGAAUCAGGUAAGCUACAAAAUUAUUAUUGUAAUAAUGAAAUUAAAUAAGAAAGAGUAUUAUUGAGACUAAUUUAUGUAAGAUAUUUAAGUGAUAUUAAUGUAACUCCAACUAAUUAUGAAUACAGUGGUCUUGAGUGUUGUUAGAGGUUGGGCCACGUGUUACGUGUAUGCCAGAACACUGAUUACCACGACGUGCAAUGCUAACCGGUGUUCGGGAUGGUUGGAAGAAAGUUAGGGGCGGCCAAAACAAAACGUGGCAUCAGUGCUUGAAAUCACUAACUUCUGGUAUGAGCCAUGUUUGUAGAUGCAGACUACUUGGUUGGGGUUCGCGUGACUAUCGUAACCAAUGGUUGUAGACUCUUGUUGACAUAGCUCAGAAUCGAUGACAAUGGCGUAGGUGUAUACACUCUCUGUUUUCCCUUAAACUAUGAGAUUAAAAUCUCUUCAUAUCUUUCGUUCUAUGGACUAAUUUUUUCUUCAUGUUCUAUAUCCUUAUUGAAAUCUUUCUUUUAUAUAUUACCACAACUGAAUUAACUACUUUUAUGAAUCCGGUGUCCAUCUUGUUGUGCUGAUGAGGUAAUGCAACUUCUACCGAUGCAUAUAUGUGCCUGGUCAUACAUUGUAGUCGACUGAUUGACUGAACUCAUCUAAUUACUAGUGUCAAAAAGGGUUUAUCAAUCAGUAUGACAAAUUGGAAUUAGAACUGAAAAGUUAUGAGUUAAGGUUUUGUAUCACGAACUUAAAUAACUACCACAAUCAUCAUCAUUAAAAAGUACAAGUAUUUAUAAACAAUUGUUUACGCAAGAUAUUUAAUGUCCGUUAAACGCAUACCAUCAGCAACAGCUUAUAGUGAGAGAGAACAAAUCAACUUCCAAAUGAAGAGGAAAUUAGGAAAAAGACCUUAUAAGUGGAUAGGACAUACAUUACGGAAAUCAUUAGAUUACAUCACCAAGCAAAUGCUAACUUGGAAUCCUGAAGAGAAGCAGAAAAGAGGAAGGUCAAAAAAACACAAUGCGUCGAGCAUUAGAAGCAGACAUGAAAAGAGUGGAUAGCAACUGGAAAGGAUUGUCUAGCACACAGUUGAAUGAAGAAUGUUGCUCCUUCACUAGGGGUGACAUGCGUAAGUAAUUUACAUCACCUAUCAUGCCAAAAUACCAUCUGAUCAUUUGAAUGAAUUAGUUUCUCACCAAAAUCCAAGACUUGCUACCUUUAAUUUCAUUGGUUUGUUCAUAAAUUUUUGUCUCGUUUAAAAGUCUACUCUACACACUAAUAGUGGUCAGAGAAUACAGAUAAGGUUAAAAUAGCUACGAUAAAUUCUCAACUAAUUUUUUUUUAGCCUGAUUAGAUAACAACUUUUGUAAAUCAAUAAUUUUUAAAAGUGGGAAACAAUACUGUAUCACAAAGUAUGUUCUACAGGUUACUUUCUCUGUUAAUUAGAUAAACAAUGAUAUUGAAAUUCAUUCACAUAGAUAUAUGAAUGAUCAAUCUUCUCGAAUCCCUUUAGAUGAUCGAAAUAAAUUUUUUAAAAUUCCUUUAUUGUUAUUGGUUAUGGUUAAGGCUAUGGGUUUUAAAGUUUAAGUUUUCAUGCUUUGCAGCUUUAUGAAAAUCCAAGAGUUGCUAUCUCAGAUCUUUAUUCAUUCGUUUAUAAAAUCUAAUAUUACUGGGUUAUAUGUUUCCAGUUAGUAGGUACGAUUAGUGUUUGGUUUGUCUGUUAUAUAAAAUCUAUAUAAAAAGAAUUAAGAGUUCGUUACGUUUAACACUAUCGUCCUGGACUUUGUCGUGAGAGUCCCAAAAUAUCCCUUGUCAAAAUCUUUAGAGACCCAGAAACGCUUAAUCCGAUUAUCGUUGAAUAUACACUUUCCAGAGACAUCUACGAAUCCAGAAUCACGUGUCACAGUUUUGCUUGAUUGUUUAGCCAUACUAAUAUUUAGCAUGUUCCCAGAAAUUUCUAAAUACUCAAGGUUAUGUAUUACUCUAUAACUACCCUCAUUUUUCCUGUACAUAAACUUACUUCGAAGUAAAGUGUUUACUCACAAUUUUUCGCUCUAUUCUUCCAGUUGAUAUGUCGAAGUAGGUUAGGGUUAUAAGAACUGAAUAGUAAGAAACAGUUUUGGCUUAUCGAUAGCUGGACUUAUCAGGCCCCAUAUAGGAAAUCUUCACGUCUAUUAAUCAUUAUAUAUGUAAAAUUGAUCAUGUCGAGCUAUAAGAUCAAUUCGGAAAAUCAUUGUUUGUCGAUAUGUAUUGUAUGAGUGAGAUUUAUUCCAUUAAUGGCCAGCGUAUUAGAAUGUCAGUAUUAAAAGAGAUCAUAUCCAAUAAAAGGCUAGUAUUAAUUAGAUCGAUUCACACAAUGGCAAGCGUCGAAUAAACCUGAAAUUUGAACUUAUUAUCAGGGUUUUUUUUCCGAGAUGAUUUUAUUGGGCAUUGUGUGCAUAGAUACAAUUGAUUAGAAAAAAGUAAGCAUAUAAAAUUCAACAUAAAAUCAUUUAAUUGUAAUAAAAUUGUGGAUUUGUAUAUAGUAUAUUACUAUCUGUUUAUUUCAAAUGAAAUUAUUGAAAUUCAUAACGGUACCAUAUAUGCAUAAAGGUAAAGAACGACAUCACGGAUUCGAAAAGCUCGUUUGGCUUUUGCCAACUUGCCUCACAUAUGGCGAAGGCGAGAUAUCCGUCUGUUGAUAAAAGGACGAGUAUACUUUGCGACAGUUCGUUCUGUUUUACUUUACGGCUGCGAAACAUGGCCAUUAAGAGUAGAAGACACUCGUAAGCUACUAGUAUUUGACCACAGAUGCCUUAGAAAUAUUGCUCGCAUCUUCUGGGAUCACCGGGUAAGUAAUAGUGAUGUUCGACGCAGGGUAUUAGGGAAUGAUGGUAAAUCAAUCGAUGAGGUUGUGAAUCUUCAUUGACUGAGAUGGUUGGGCCACAUAUUACGUAUGCCCGAACACUGAUUACCACGACAUGCAAUGCUAACCGGUGUUCGGGAUGGUUGGAAGAAAGUUAGGGGCGGCCAAAACAAAACGUGGCAUCAGUGCUUGAAAUCACUAACUUCUGGUAUGAGCCAUGUUUGUAGAUGCAGACUACUUGGUUGGGGUUCGCGUGACUAUCGUAACCAAUGGUUGUAGACUCUUGUUGACAUAGCUCAGAAUCGAUGACAAUGGCGUAGGUGUAUACACUCUCUGUUUUCCCUUAAACUAUGAGAUUAAAAUCUCUUCAUAUCUUUCGUUCUAUGGACUAAUUUUUUCUUCAUGUUCUAUAUCCUUAUUGAAAUCUUUCUUUUAUAUAUUACCACAACUGAAUUAACUACUUUUAUGAAUCCGGUGUCCAUCUUGUUGUGCUGAUGAGGUUAUGCAACUUGUACCGAUGCAUAUAUGUGCCUUGUCCUACGUUGUAGCUGACUGACUGACUGACUGACUGAAAGAACGACAUGACUAGUUACGUUCGAUUAUGCCACAUUGAAAUGGAAUUAGAUUACAUAAAAAAUGAUAAAACCAUUUUUGAUCAUGAAUAGUUACACCUUUAGAAAAGCGGAAGGGAUUAACGACAAAAAAGAUUUGGAGAUAUUUACGGAACAUUGUAAAAUGAAGUGUAUAUUGAUCCUCACUAUCACCAUACAACCUAUGAAGGGAUUACAAAACUGUCACUAUUCUAUAUAAAGGAGAAAUUGAAGAGUUCAGUCAGUCAGUCAGUAUCAACGUAGAACUUCGUAUGUACGUACAUCAGUUCGAGUUGCCACACCACAUUAGCACAGAGAUGCAGUGGUCGAUUCAAAUCUCAUAGUGGUAAAGGUAAUAAGAGUAUAAGCAGUAGUCGGGAAGAUUAGUGUUUGGAGAUGUUACUUAAAGAGUAUAAUACAGUGAAAUAAAUUUGAGAGGAGAAAAAAAAGAGACAAGGAGGAAUAAGGAGAUCAAAAUUUGGAAGAACACAGUGUGUAUGCACCUGCGCCAUUGCAAACGAUUUUGAGCCAUGUCAUUCAGGGUCUCUAACCAUCGGUUGCCAUCAUCUCGCGGUCCCCAACCAGGUAGUCUACACCUACCGACAUGACUCAGACCACUUGUCAGUGACUUCAUGAACUUGUGCCAUGAUUUGGUCUGGCCGCCCCUAGCUUUCUUCCAACCUACUCCUAUACCACUGAACAUGGUACGUCGAGGCAGUCGGUCGUUGGGCAUACGUAACAUGUGUCCAAGCCAUCUCAACUGAUGAUGUUUCAUUACUUCAUCAAUUGAUUUGCCAUCCUUACCUAGUACCCGUUUCCUAACAACUGCAUUACUUACUCGAUUGUCCCACGAUAUACGAGCAAUAUUUCGAAACACCUAUGAUCGAAUACUAGUAACCUACGAAUAUCCUCUACUCUUACCGGCCAUGUUUCACUGCCAUAAAGGAGGACGGAACGAACUGCUGCGCAGUAAACCCGUCCUUUGGUUUAUAGACUGAUAUCUCGCCUACGCCAUAAAUGACGCAAGUUGGUAAAAACUAGUUGAGCUUUCUGUAUCCGUGCUGAGAUUUCGUCAGACACCAGACCACAAGGGCUGAUCAGACUUCCAAGAUAAGUGAAGCGGUCGACACGCUCAAUUACUUCACUCCCUAUCACUAGUUCGGGUGUCAAUGCAACCCAAUCCUGAAGCAACAUUUUGGAUUUCGAGGGGGAGAAUCGCAUCCCGAACACACCUGCAUUGUUGCUUAGAUUUGUCAGAAGACUCUGCAUUUUGUCAGAGUCUUCGCCAAAUAAAACUAUGUCAUCAGCAUAAUGAUUGAGCACUAACAGGUAAAAAUGAAAUACAAGGAGGUAGCAAUAGUAUAUAUUAAACUGAUCCUGGAACAUCAUGAAAAAUAGGUCGAUACUCGACUAUUUACCGAUAACAGUACAAACACGUAUUAAACUGUGUUAUAAAAAUAUACAAGUGUAAAUAACACUUACAUCUGUAUUACAUCAUGAUAUCUCUUUAAUGCUGUCUGUUAUGGAGUUCACCUUUAUUGUUAUGCAUCCUAAUCUAAUGAGAUAUUCACUUUGUUAUCAUGUAUAGUUAGAAUUUCCUUCUAACCCUUUUUUUGUGUUUCAUAACAAUUCAUUUCAGUACUGAAUUUUCAUUCACUACUAUUCAGUAGAGUUUCAAAUAGUAUAUCUAAACACUUUUCUACUACAUUGUUGAACAUCAUAGAAAUAAAGCAUACAUAUGUAUGUAUUCUUGUUAGGUGAUUGAAGUUAGGUGGUAGGAUACUCAGUCGUGGCACAAAUAACUUAGUGGUUACGACUGUAAAGCAGAAUGAUAAGGGCUUGAAUCUCAAAGUGUGAAUUAGUUGUUUCAAGAUUACACUAGUGAGCCUUAAUGACAAUUAGUGUGCCCUGUCUCCAACUACUUUACAUCUCAACAAUAAUGCAUGCAAUAUUGAGUCACUCAGACUAAUGGUCACAUUGUGAAUUGGUCGGGAGUUUCCAGUCAAUUCCUAAGGUCUAGGCAAAAAUGACUAAUCAGUCAGUUUUAUAUAUCCAUACUCCUUUUUUAUACUUAUAGAUAAACUCGAAUUAAUUACAAAUAUAAUGAGGCAUUCUUCAGUGGAAUCACCUGUUCAUCAUCAGCAGGAAUUAGCAGAUUCUACUCUCCCCACUGCUAUUGAUAGCUCUAGUAAUAAGGAUAUGUCAAGUUCAAUACCUUCUCCUUUUACUUCAUCACUUAACAUAAAUGCUAUUGUUCAAGAAAAAGUUGAAUCUCAUGAACAAUAUAAAUUUGCUGAGAUUUCACAUUCGAAACUGUCAUCCAGUACAAUUCAUAAAACUUAUCAAAAAUGUAUAUUCAAAUUACUGUAUACAUUCAUUACAACUAAUCAUAUUUUUAACAAUCUUCCAUCUUUGGCACUUUCAUCUAAAUCACGAAUUGGUCAACAUCCAUCAUUUUAUUGUUUGUCUAAUAUGCUUGUAAUGAAAACACUUAAACAUGUUUAUAUUUCUUCUGUAAGUUAAUGAAUUAACUUAUUUAAUUAAUUUAAUUGAACAUAUAAAUAUUAGUACAAAGAAGCCCUUAAGACAACUGCCUGCUUUCGGUCUGGGAACUCUGACAGUAUCACAAUGAUUGCUUUCAACUGUGUGGAAUAAAAUAUUGUCCAGUCUGUACCUUUUAAGUUCAUUAUUUUUGGUCGUAAAUCGUGUAUCUGAUGUAAAGUGAUCAUAUAGUGUAUCUCGUAUGAGUAUCCAGUUUAAUGAGAGUAUAUUCUUAGUCACCAGUCUUAUCUCAGUAUAAUAAUAUACAUUGCGGAAACAAAAGAAAAACUGAAUCCACUCUUUUGUUAUAAUAUGAGUUGACUGAAAUGUAAAUGAGAUAAUGUGUGACAAUAAAGUAUGACUUUAGCACAUAGGAAAAUCAGCGAAUUAAAAGUGGCAGCAACUAAUCGGGAACUAACAAAAGUCAUACGGAAAUAUGAAUCAGGAAAAUUUACUGAGUGUUAUAUCGUUAUAGGAAAAAUAUUAACACUUUGUAACCGAGGUUAGAUAGCUUGAAUUGUAUCUAAAACUAUGUACAUAUACAUCAAGAGUGAUAUUCUUUUAAAAAAACAUCUGGUAAAUAUCAAUUUAAGGUGUAAUUAUGGUUAUUAUUGGUAAAACAAACGAUAGAAAUUGUAAAAUUAGAUGAUGGGACGAUACAUGAACUCAUUUACAGAUACUUAUACCGAUCUGGGUUCGAGACAUACUCUAUGCAAGGUGUAAAAAAAAAUACUUCGCAGUUUAUUGUCCAAGUUAAAGAAUGUAUGGGGAGUUUCAACUCCGUGACUUAGCAGCUGAAAAUCAGAUUAAGUAACUAACUGAGCCACCGUACACAUCGAAUACAUAUGAACUAAGUCCAGUUUUCAGAAGUUAAAAUUGAUCAUUAUCCAAAGCAAAAAAAUGAUGAUUUUCCGAUGCCAAUACUUUACUUUAAUGCUUAAUCAAGAUAAUGCCGAAGCAAUAUAGAUAAAUCUUCUUGGGCGAUCCGAAAGGUGCAAGAAAACCUACAAAAUGACACAAUCCAAUGAGGAGAAGGAAUUGUAUUUAGGGAACACAAGUUUAUACAAGUCUUCACUUGUUUGUACUGCAUAUAAUGACAGAACUGUUGCAUCAUGUAAUAACUAAGUACAUCAUUAAGAUUCAAUUGGUCACUUCGUACUUAUUUAUACAACUAGUCCUAAACUCUCGUGUCUAUGUACACUUUUGUAUUUACGUAACUUUUAUCUAUCGGACUACUUGAUAAUAUUAUUUCUGGACAUUCCCUACCUCAUGCCGUUUUAUUUCAUGUAAUCUCAUUCCAUUCCAUUUAUUACCUGUGUGAUGCUUGAAUUGUUGGUAGUCUGUAUAAAACUAAGGUGUUCUAUUAAUACUUUUGCACUUAGUUUCGUGUUAACAGAGUUUUUUCUAGCAAAGUUAUUUUUCUUACUGGAUGAAAUCGCUAACCUCCAAGUCCAACACUCCUGCGUUACCCCGAGCUUGAGACCUUCAGUAACCGUAGAAGUGUUAGGUCUAGGUGAAGUUGUCGUGUUAAUAUAUCUGCGAUUAUUGAAGUCCAGUUAGGAAUUUUCAUUCAUUAUUACAAAAAAUUUGGGACUUGAUUUAAGCAAGUUGUAAAAUCUUUGAAUAAGAAGUUUGAGACUAUACAUAAACUCAAGAAAGUUAAGGGUUGAAUCCAUUUGAACUGUUUUAUCGAAAUUUCCAUCAUUAUCCUAAUUAAUUUGGUUUAGACAUCUGGUUAGUAUUAUUAGCUUUCAAGUCAUGCAAUACGUCUAAUACACACUAAAACUUUGUUGUCUACCGAGCUUUGUUAGUCAUUCAAUCCAUCAUCUAUCAACUCAAAAUAGAUUUUUUACUUUGUCGUGGAACUAUUCUCAUGAAUCAUAAGCUUCUACUGACAGUUUGUAUUUAUUUAUGGUACUCGUAUUUUGUGUGGAAGUGGUUUUUUUUGUUCUGAUUUAUAGAUGUGUUCAUACUGUAUAUCUUGGAAUCAGAAAGGUAGUAUAUUUGUCUAAAUGUGACAAUUUAUACAAUAAUAAAUCGUACGUCCAAUAAAUAUGUGGAAACAAAAUCAAAUAUGAUAAACAUAUUACAUAUUGUAACCACAUUACAUACACGACAUGGAUACUAUUUUUGGGGUGAAUUUAUGUAUGUCGGUAGUUCACAACGUGAAUUGGUCUAAUAAAAUAUAGGAUACCAGGAAGCACUGAAUGAUUAUUUAGUCCUAUGUAUAUGAAUAGCUAACUAUGUGUACUAAUGAUUCAGGCUUGAGUGAAAUAUAGAAUUUUCAGGCCUCGAGGCCUUACGUGAUCAUAUUAGUGAAAUGGAAGAUCACAAAACAGUGAUUAACAUAUCUGGGACAUUUUCUUAUACGGUGUUUAGUAACAUAUUCACAAGUUAAUCGAAUUAUGAUGUAUGGAUGGCAGUCGAUACAGCAAUAAAUAUUGGGCUAGUAACACAGAGUUUACAACCAUUACUUAUAUAGAUAAACUAACUAGUUCAUAAGGUAUAGCUACCCGUUUCAUAUUUAUAUUUUACCUCACCGAUUUUGUAAGAAUAUCUACUGACAGUUGGAGGUCGCGUUGAAUAUUUUCUUUCAUUUUAUCGCAUAGUUUUGAACAUUUAUUUUUAAUCAUUAUGAACUCAUUUUUCUAUUUACUGUUUUCAAGGUUCUUGAUGAGCGUGAUUCCUCUGAAAUACUCACUAGCAAACAAUUAGGGUAAGUGAAAUAAUCAUUUUCUAUAUUUUAUAUGUGUUUUGCCCUAUGCCAUUAGUUAUUCAGAACUGACUGCAUACUUAGUACUAUUAGUCCGUUAUUAGUGUAUAUUUCAAAUGUCGAUGUACAGCACCAGCUACUAUAUUUAUCAUAUCUGCAACCUUGUGGCGAUUGUUACUAUAUAUUCGAACCUCCUCGUCAAUGUUCCCUCAUUUGGAAAUGUUGCUACUUAGCUCUCGAUUCAAUUAAUCAUUUCACUAUAAGAUCUCACUAUAUGUUUUUCAUCUGGCAUUUUGGGCUGCACUGCAUACACUACAAACAGCCGUGGGUAAUUCCAAAUAUUGAAAAUGAAUUAUUUGAUGUGCCUUCAGUAACACAGUGUGAAAAUGGCUGAAAAUGUAGUGACUGAUACGAUUUAGUCAGUACUGAACCGUAUUCAUAUAUGACAUUGUUCAGUAUUCAGUGACUGGCUGGUUUAACACAGGAUAAUAAAUUUACAAUAUUUGUCGGUAAAAUGUAUUUUUUUGCAAUUUGGCUUAAUUCCAUAAUCUCUAGAGGCGGAACGGGCAAGUAGUUUGCUCCAGGAUCCUAAAAGAACAAAUGGCGUAUGAACCUAUUGUUGGUCACUGGCUACCAUGGGACUGCCUCUCCUAACGUUUCUCCACUGCCUUGUGGACUAGACAUCUUGGUAAAACGCUCGAGGGGUGGCCCCUUAGAAAACCACUUGCUUUGGCUUGGGCGCCAGGGCAGUUGUUACGAAACGGGUACUAGGUAAGGAUGGCAAAUCGAUUGAUGAAGUGGUGAGACUUCAUCAGUUGAGAUGGCUGGGACACGUGUUGCGUAUGCCCAACGACCAACUGCCUCGACGUGCCAUGUUCAGUGGUAUAGGAGUAGGUUGGAAGAAAUCUAGGGGUGGCCAGACCAAAACAUGGCACAAGUUCAUGAAGUCACUGACAAGUAGACUGAGUCAUGUUGGUAGGUGUAGACUACUUGGUUGGGGACCGCGAGAUGAUGGCAACCGAUGGUUAGAGACCUUAAAUGACAUGACUCAAAAUCGUUUGCAAUGGCGCAGGUGCAUCCACUCUUUGUGUUCUCCCAAAUUUUGAUCUCCUUAUUCCUCCUUGUCUCUUUUUUUCUCUCCCCAAAUUUAUUUCACUGAAUUAUACUCUUUAAAUAACAUCUCCAAACACUAGUUUUCCUGACUACUGCUUAUACUUUUACUACCUCUACCACUACGGGAUUUGAAUCGACCACUGCAUCUCUGUGCUAAUGUGGUGUGGCAACUCGAACUGAUGUACGUACGUACGAAGUUCUACGUUGUUACUUACUGACUGGGAGUAUCCCAGCCUUCACACAAACCGAAUGAUAAAGUGUGGCAUAUAUGUAUUCGGUACUUCCUUGUACCAAUGUUUGUGUUUAAAUAAAUAAAUUGGAGGUCUUGUUUGUGAAUAUAUGAAUUGCAUGUGGUAAAGUUAUAAAUUAUUUUUAUCAUUUGAACUCUUCGUGACAAUGAUGUUGAUAAAGAUUGGUGCAAAAUCGACUUUUUAGCAUACACUUUAUGUGCUAUGGGCCAGCUACUCAGAUUCAUAUACUUACAGUGGGGUUUGAAUUUCCAACGUAGCAGUUAAACGUUGUAUGUUUUAAGUAAUUCAGCCGUCAUUCCGCAGUUUUGUUUGCUUAAAAUAUGUAUGUACAACCUCCAGAAAAUACUGAAGUCAAUUACUACUCAUUGAAAACUUAUAGGUAAAAAUCAAAGGAACGAGUGAUUGUUCUUUCUUUAUCCCUGAAUAAUUCAUUAUCUGAAAAUUUCCACAAUUUUGUAUCUUUUCUUAAAACGUCUACAAUCUUCAAUUCGUCUAUUAUCCUAUAAAUUCUCUCGAUUACUGUACAUAAUCUAACCUUAUUAAUCAAAUAUUUUUGUAUUUCUUGUACCCUGAUUUUCGUCCGAUUUUCAAGAAUGGAAGAUUUUCUGUGAACUGAAAAGUCAAUAUCUAAAUGUUCAAUUAUAGGACUUAUUAGGUACCAGAAAUCAGAGCUACCUUUAAAUUAAUUUUACUGAUUAGUCUUUUACAAUUACAUCAAGUGUAGUAAUAUAUCUUAGUAUUGUUAUAACUUGUGACCGCCGAUUAGGGGUCAGUGACUUAUCGAUCGGACCAAGGACGCGUAAAACACGUGCGAGCAGCCUAGAGUUCUGAUUGAUCCUGCUUUCCGCCUAACCCAGCCAGUUAAGUUCAGAACACCAAUCUCAGCCUAUGCGAUAUGAAUCAUUAUAUAUCAAACAUACUGAGUUUAUAUUACCAAUCAAACAGACCACAACGUAGCAUAAAAUAUGAAACAACAUGUGUACAAUAUUUGGCCAAAAGUGGCUGUGGGUGAGGGAGGUAGUAAUUCAUAGUCAGGACAUAAUUGAAGAAUGGUAAAUCGUAUAAUAAUAGUUCAUAGGUCAAAAUCAAGCUCAUAAUAAGAGGGACAUGAAUAUGAAUAGUUUAGUUACUUAACAAUUAUACAAUAAUAAUAUACGUAUAGUAUUGGUCCACAAAUGGAUCCCAAGAUUACCAUUCAUUAUUCUUGUCGGAACAUAACAAGUGUAUAUAUUUAUAUAUAAAGUAUAUCACUUUCUAAUUUACAAACCCUAUUUCUUCAUUUACCACAAUGAUCAGUUCAUUUAUAUGUAAACACACUUUUCUAGUCAUGAUUCUUUAAUGCCUAACACUUUGGAAAAUCAAUUGUUGAUGGAGAAAUUAACGAAUCUAAAUAGUUCUAAUUCCCAUUUAUCUAUUAAAACUGAAAUUGAGGGUAAUUCCAGUUUCAAUCAUAAUAUGGAAACAAUUUCUCCAAGUCAACAUGAACCACCGGAAGCGGAAAAACUUCAAAAUGUUCUUUCUGUAACAUUGUUAAACAUGACUAAUCAGUCGACUGAAGAACUUGUUUUUGAAUCUAUUUCGAAAACUGCUGAUAAAACUGCGAUUUCUGACUUCCCACCUAUGAAUUGUGUACCGUCAUUAUGCAGUACGGGUGAUAACUGUACGCUUCCGACUGAAAAUACCACGACAACUCAUCAACAGCAUUAUAGGAGUGGUGUUGCAGUUGGUGAUAACGGUAAUGAUGAUGACGAUGAUAAUGGGGAGAUCGAUUUUGAAGACAAUGCGCCCGACUCUGUGGACAAAUUACUGUCAGAUACAACAACGAAUAAAAUCCCAUUAAAUUCAAGUAGUCCAACUCGUGAUAAUAAUGGUAAUAAUGAAAAUUUAAGCAAUGAAGCAUAUACUACAACUAAUCACAUAGAUGAGAAUGACUUAAUCUUUUUAACAACAACGACAACAACAUCGUCAAUGUCUCCACCACUGGAACUGUUGCCGCCUUCACUACCAUCUCAACUCUCGUUAACAAUGUUACCAACUAAAGAUACUACAUUAUGGUCGACCACUGCUACUAAUACUACUGCAAAAGAAACCCAUUUACAAAAUUCAUCACCAUUGGAUAUUACCUCGGCAUCAUUAAGCACUUGUAAUUUCGUUGUUUAUGAUGAUGAUGAUGAUGGUGGUGGUGGUGGGGGUGGGGAAGGUGAAGGUGUAGGUAGGGCUGUUGACAAUGCUGAUGAAGAAGGUGAUGAUGAUGAUGAUGAUUGUCGCAACUACCAAUCAUUUGAAGAUUUGAAGUCAAUUUUAAAAGAGGAAGAUAUUUUAAACGCCACAAUUAACAGAAUAGAUACAGUUAAUGAAACUACUGAGCAUGACAGUCAUAACAACAAGAACAACAAAGUCAAUACCAACGACGACGAUAACAGAAGAACUCAUAAUGAAAUGAAUAGAAUUUUAAAUCAUUUGGAAAUGUUAUCAAUAAAUUCAGAAAAACAAAGUAAACAAUUCGAUUACAUUUUAGACCAGUUAAAUGAAACAAAAUUGAAACUUGAACGGCUUGAACAAACACAAUUCGAUAUCAUUGAACAAAUAAACAAUGUUAAUUACCAAGGAUCACUAAUACCAUCGACACAACCAUCCAACAUUGUCACAAUGACCGAAUCUAAUGUGAAUUUAGAACAUUGGGAAAUUAAAUCUAUGGAAUUGUCUAAUCAGAUAAUUUCACAAUUACGAACUGUUCAAGGGGAUUCUGCACGUCGUUAUGCAAAAAUUUCUGAAAAUAUGAAUAAAAUCUUAUCGAAUAUACAAGAUCCAAAUCAUUCAAUGAAAACAAAUAUGUUGCAUAAUUUAGAAUCACGUGUUAAUGCCUUGCCAACUAUAACAUCGGAUUGUAUCAGACGUGUACUACACGAAGAAUUAUUAAGAGUAUUUUCAAAUAAUUUAUCUCGAAUUGUUGAACCAUUGCAACAAUCUCUAUUUAAUGUGUUAAAAGAUCAUUUAUCUUCAUUGCCAACAACGUUAACAGAUAAUGUUCAACGUACUCUACGUGAAAAGAAUUUCACUACACAAAUUGUACGAUCUGCAUCUGGAAUAUUGUCUACGGAACUGUCUAAUGCUUAUCGUGAUUCAUUAAAUAAAAUUUAUGUUCCAGCCUUAGAAAAAUCCACUAAGAAAUUAUUCACAGAUCUUAAUAAUGUUUUUCAACUUGGUACACAACAAUAUUUAAAUCAAAUUUCAUCUCGUAUUCAAACUCCAUCAUUUGAUGCUACAAAUUUUACACCUUUGAUGAAUCAAAUAUCAUCUAUGAUAAAAGUAAGCAAUGAUCAUAGGCCUAAUUAAUCUUUAUUUUUAACUAAUCCAGAUAUCUGAAAACAAAGUUUUGAGUAAUGGGAGUCGCUAAAACGACAUUCAUAAAAUGUAUCCAAGCGCGUUGCAUUCAUCCUAAAGCUGAUCUUUCAAGAUCUUAUCAUAAAUUAAAUUAUGUUAUACAGCAUUAGCAGACGUUAGCAUCAUUUCCACAAUGCUACCACCAUGUUCAAAUAGUCAUUCGAGUGUAUCGCUUAUUUAACGCACAAAGCUAUUGAACAUCUCAGAUAUCAAAGAAUCGAUAUAUGUGGGACGCUAUUUUGUAGAUGGUUGAGUCGGAAUUUAUUAUCUGCUAACUAUUGCCUUCGUUUUUGUAACACGUUUACUUUGACAGAUUUCGCAGGCGUUACGUAUAGAUUUUGUAAAACUUUUUUUUAAAGAAAAGACCCAUAUAUAUAUAUAUAUAUAUAUAUAUAUAUAUAUAUAUAUAUAUAACACAAUUUACUAUAAUAAGGGAGAAAACUGUCUUAACAUAGCAGUAUUUGAUAGUCAAGAUGUUUUUCGAAACUGUAAGUGAAUUCAUUCAUUCAAUCAUGUCUCUAUCUUUCUAGUUGAUAGAAGAUUACAACCAUAUUGAUCGAUUUACCAUCUUUACCCAUAGUGCUCUACCUCCUAACAUCAGUGUUCAUAACUCAAUUAUUGCAAUAUACACAUAAGCAGUAAUUUAAAGAUAUCCACUAUCUGAUACAAACAAUUGACAUACCUUUGCUUUUAAAGAUCAUUUCUUAUAUUCGUCACGUAUUUCAAAAAUGAUUAUUUUGGAUUAUAUCCUCUUUUUGAUAAACAAAAAGAUAUCACUCUCUUGCAUUAUUAGUUUUUUAUAUCGCUAUAUGGAUAGGUUAAUUGUUACUAUAGAUGAUUACAAAACUAUAUUUAGUUAGUGUACUCAUCGAACAAGUGGCCUGUAUCAUGCUUGUACUCCAAGUCAAUGAUGAUAAAAUUUAAACGGGAUCAGGGAUGCAUACUGAUGAACAAUUCCAUAUUAGGAUAAAACGCCAUCCAGCGCUUCCAGAUUUUCAGUGGUAGUCUACCAUUGAUCAAUUCAUGAUCUCAAUUAAAACUCAACAAUCUCCACAACCGUGUACUGAUAAAAUUAAUGAGUUAUUUCUACGAGUAUAUCGUUGAAGAGAAAUUAAUGAAUAACUAUUGUACUAAUUAAUGUAACCGAUACACAGUACAGGUAAUGUACUACUUUAUCUCCAUUUGCGAUGGCAGAUACCUGCUAGACACCCCCCCCCAAUUAAUGGGGUUAAAUGAUACUUUCCAGUUAAAUAAUGUAGUUAAAAUCGGAUGAUAGUGACCAAUAUAAUGUUAUAGAAUAUAUAUAGUGAUAAGUAGGUAUUCUUUUAGUGUAUCAUCUACUGUCAGAUGUAAAUACGAUCAUCGUUACCAUCAUCGAUCUGAUUUUUCUCCAACCCACUAUUCUCUGUAUCUUGACUAGCCCUUGUAAAAUGCUAAUCACUAUACACUACAGAAUUAAUGUUUCCUUUCAUUUUAUGUGUUCUUUCUUUGUAGUAUUGUUGUGUUUUCCUUUCUCUUUACCUAUUUAGUCAACUCUUACUGAAACAUUGAAAGAAGUUGAAAGCAAACGUGGUAAUUCUUCUUCUCUUAAACUAAAUCAAUCAUCAGAUUCAUAUACAACUAAUACUAUUGAUCGUAAUGAUCAUUAUUCAGAUGUAGUAUUCGACAAUGUAAAGCAUAAACAAUCCAAUUCAACAAUGUUGGAUAAAACAGCUGUGAAUAAAAAAUCAUAUAAUCGUCAUUUAAAUAAGUCAGGUAUUGUCAAUACUCCUCUUGUUAGUGGUAGCAAUAAUAACAAUAAUAGUAAUAAUAAUAAUCCUAGUGUAAAGAAUAAAAUACAAACAACUAAUGAGAGUCCAUAUUCAUCAAAUCUACUUCCACAACCACCACUAUCAACAUUAACAACAACAACACCAACGACAUCGUCAUCAUCGUUGUCAUCAUCAAUGAAGCAAGAUAAAUUGACACGUUUAUUUCGACAAGCUCAAGUGUUGAUUCAUUCAGAUCGUUUAGUUGAUGCUUUGGAAUUGGCUUUAGUUUCUACUGACCAACCACUUCUUCUAGAUAUCUGUAAUGAUAUUGAUGUGAAUAAACUUUUCAGUUCUGGUGAUCAUACAAUAGGUCAAAACAUUUUAUUGUCUUUAAUUCAUCAAUUAAGUUGUGGUGAUUUAAGUGCUCAAUUGGAUUUAAAAGUCAAAUAUCUUCAAGAAGCUAUUCUUUGUCUUGAAUUUGAUGAUCCUACUACAUCAGUACAUGGACCAGCAAUAUUACACUUACUUAAUACACGUCUUGAUACUUUACUAAAUUCAACAAAUAACAAUAAUAAUAAUAAUUCAACAAAUAAAAACAAU